Penaeus chinensis is the source of this 3582-nucleotide messenger RNA. It is a transcript of the gene PolD1, whose product is annotated as DNA polymerase delta catalytic subunit-like. Gene Ontology annotation, biological process: base-excision repair, gap-filling; DNA-templated DNA replication; nucleotide-excision repair, DNA gap filling. Gene Ontology annotation, cellular component: delta DNA polymerase complex. The record is from RefSeq and is a predicted model, not a curated record. Gene Ontology annotation, molecular function: 3'-5'-DNA exonuclease activity; DNA-directed DNA polymerase activity; DNA binding. NCBI's taxonomy places the organism in Eukaryota, Metazoa, Arthropoda, Malacostraca, Decapoda, Penaeidae.
AAACAUGUAACACGUUGCAGUUAACGGAAAUGAGUGAAGUGUAGUAUUUACUGUUGAUGCUUUCUUGCGAGAACAAUCAGUGGUCAUGCAAAAAAGGGAAAUACUGUAAAAAGAUCUGUGAAGAUAAUGCAUCGGUUGGUGAAGAUGGAUCAGAAGCGACCCCAUCCAAAUGGGGGUAAAGCGGGACCACCCAAAAAGAUAAGAGGAGAUGAAGAUGACGAUAUGGACUUCGAUGAUGAAUUCCCUGAUGACUAUGACAUGGAACAGUUUGAUGAACAAGAUUUCACAGAUGCACCGGGAGUGAAAGUUGUUGACGAUGAGAAAGCAGACAGCUCUUGGGGUCGCCCUCCACUUCCCUCAAUUAACCCUGCGACGGAGAAUCUGGUUUUCCAACAGAUUGAUAUUGAUCAUUAUAUUGGACCACCUUGUGAGGGAAUGCCAGGGCAGCAGGCAGGUAGAGUGCCCAUCAUGAGGAUGUUUGGUGUCAAUGACAAUGGGAACUCCAUCUGCUGUCAUGUGCAUGGCUUCUCUCCCUACUUGUAUGUCACCUGCCCACCCAUCUUCAAGGAGUCGCACCUGGGAGCAUUUAAAGAUGCCCUCAACCGAGUGAUGAUCGCCGACAUGAAAUCAAACAAGGAAAACAUCACUGAUGCUGUCCUUACAGUCGACCUGACCAAAAAGGAGAGCAUCUAUGGUUUCCAUGGCAACAAGAAAGUAAACUUCCUGAAGAUCACUUUAGCCUUGCCCAGACUUAUAGCUGCAGCAAAGAGACUCCUUGGCGAGGGGAAGGUUUUCGUGUCGGACAUCGGAACUCCAGCUUAUGAAGCCUAUGAGUCCAAUAUCGAUUUUGAAAUCAGGUUCAUGGUUGACACACAUGUAGUAGGUUGCAGUUGGAUAGAGCUGCCAGCAGGCUCUUGGUCAAUAAGGAAGGACAGGCUGGACACUCGCUGCCAACUAGAGGUGGAUGUGGCCUGGAACAAAUUUAUAUCUCACGCUCCUGAGGGUGAAUGGGCCAGGGUGGCACCUUUUAGAAUCCUCUCAUUUGACAUAGAAUGUGCAGGACGUAAAGUCUAUGAGAAAAAUGGGAAGUACCAUUGUGUGUUCCCAGAGCCGGACAAGGACCCCGUGAUUCAGAUCGGCAACAUGGUGAUAAGACAGGGAGAAGCUGAGCCGUUUAUAAAGACUAUAUUUACUCUGAAGCUAUGUGCUCCUAUUGUGGGCUCGAAAGUCAAGUCUUACAACGUAGAGAAGGAAAUGCUAGAUGAAUGGGCAAAAUUUGUAAGGACUGUUGAUCCAGACAUCAUGACAGGCUACAACAUCAACAAUUUUGACAUGCCUUAUCUGCUCAAUCGGGCAAAUCACCUGAAAUCUGAGAAGUUCUCCUUCCUCGGCAGAAUCAAAAGCAUCAGGUCUGUGAUCAAAGAGUCAGUGCUACAGAGUAAACAGAUGGGAAGAAGGGAAAACAAGUCCAUCAACACAGAAGGAAGAUGUCAGUUUGAUCUUCUCAUCGUUUUGGUACGAGAUUACAAGCUCAGGUCCUACACCCUGAAUGCUGUGUCCUACCAUUUUCUACAAGAACAGAAGGAAGAUGUCCACCAUUCCAUCAUCUCUGAGCUUCAGGAUGGCAAUCCACAGACACGCAGAAGAUUAGCCAUAUACUGCCUGAAAGAUGCCCUCCUUCCCUUGCGUCUGCUGGAUAAACUCAUGUGCAUCAUCAACUACAUGGAGAUGGCACGUGUGACAGGAGUCCCCCUCUCGUACCUCCUCACCCGUGGCCAGCAGAUUAAAGUCGUGUCACAGCUGCUGAGAAAGGCAGCGGAACAAGACCUCGUCCUCCCAGUCCACAAGAGUGCAGGAGAUGAUGAGUAUGAAGGAGCGACCGUCAUUGAACCCCGCAGAGGCUACUAUAACGUUCCCAUUGCGACCCUUGAUUUCUCCUCUCUGUAUCCGUCCAUCAUGAUGGCUCACAACCUGUGCUACACGACUCUCUUGUCUAGUCCCGCUAAGGCUACUGAGUUAGGACUCGAAAGUGAUGAGUUCAUCAAAACUCCAUCAGGAAAUUACUUUGUAAAAUCUACCAAGAGGAAAGGGUUGCUGCCUGAAAUUCUGGAGUCCCUUUUGGCAGCAAGGAAGAAGGCCAAAAAUGACCUGAAGAAGGAGACUGAUCCCUUGAGAAAGAAGGUGCUGGAUGGUCGUCAAUUGGCCCUGAAGAUAUCCGCCAACUCUGUGUAUGGUUUCACAGGGGCUCAAGUCGGCAAACUGCCAUGCUUGGAAAUUUCUCAGAGUGUAACAUCCUUUGGACGAAUGAUGAUUGCGUUCACAAAGGAACAGGUCGAGGAGAAAUACACUUUGGAGAAUAAUUAUCCAAGUAACGCAGAGGUCAUUUACGGUGACACUGACUCUGUGAUGGUGAAGUUUGGUGUGGAGACCGUGGCUGAGGCUAUGGAGCUCGGGAAGGAGGCUGCUGCUUAUGUCACAGGAAAGUUCCUUCAGCCAAUCAAACUUGAGUUUGAGAAAGUUUAUUUCCCAUAUUUGCUGAUCAACAAAAAGAGAUAUGCUGGCUUGUACUUUACUCGGCCAGAGACCCAUGACAAGAUGGACUGCAAGGGUAUUGAGACAGUGCGACGUGAUAACGCCCCCAUUGUUGCAAACUUGAUCAACACUUGCCUUCAGAAGAUCUUAAUUGACAGGAAUCCAAUGGGAGCAGUAGACUACGCCAAGCAAACGAUUUCUGACCUUCUGUGUAACCGUGUGGACAUCUCCAACCUCGUCAUUACAAAGGAACUGACAAAGACGGAGAAGGAAUAUGCAGCCAAACAGGCUCACGUAGAACUUGCCAACAAGAUGAAGAAGAGAGAUCCAGGCACGGCUCCAAAGCUGGGGGAUCGAGUUCCUUUUGUGAUCAUUGCGGGAGCGAAAGGAACACCUGCUUAUGAAAAGGCGGAGGACCCCAUUUAUGUGUUGGAGAACAGCUUACCCAUUGACUACGAAUAUUACCUGACCAACCAGCUGAGCAAACCCCUUUUGCGAAUUUUUGAGCCCAUCCUGGGAGAGAAGGCAGAAUCACAGCUGCUAAAGGGAGACCACACCAGAUCGAGAAUCAUAACACACAGCAAAGUUGGAGCCAUGGCAAAAUUCAUCACCAAAAAGGCCUCAUGUGUUGGCUGCAAAGUCCCAAUUACUUCAGCAUCUGAAGCAUUAUGUAAACAUUGCAAGAUGCGGGAGGGUGCGAUUUACAUGCAGCACAUAACAUCUUUAGGAGCCUUGGAAGAAAAGUUUGCACGGUUGUGGACACAGUGUCAGCGCUGUCAGGGAUCCAUCCAUGAAGAAGUUAUCUGCACAAGCCGAGACUGUCCUAUUUUUUACAUGCGCAAGAAAGUACAGUUGGAGUUGGCUGAUCAAGACAAACUGAUACAGAGAUUUGGGGCUCCUGCGUGGUGAACUGAAGACGUGUCAAUAAAAGGUUCAAAUAUUUCCUUAGUAGUAGAAUAAAAAGUGCCUGAUAAUGAAGUAACUUCAAAACUUUUUUAUCAGUUAUGUUUGUAAGGGAUAGUAAUGAAAUAUAAUUUACUUCCAAGUUUA